Aspergillus terreus NIH2624 is the source of this 549-nucleotide messenger RNA. RefSeq lists its product as uncharacterized. Bases 1 to 549 code for a protein of 182 amino acids. Lineage: Eukaryota; Fungi; Ascomycota; Eurotiomycetes; Eurotiales; Aspergillaceae. The transcript is spliced from 2 exons. The record is from RefSeq and is a predicted model, not a curated record.
AUGUCUGGAAACAGCAAGCACCACAAGCCCUUAAAGGGCUUUUUUGGCAGCAUCCCCAAGCCGUCCGUCAAGGAUUCCAACUCAAACCCCGGGGCGUACUACAAGCAAAACCAGAAGCAGUGCAUGAAGCACAUCGUCGCCCGGCUGAACGCACGCCUCUCCCACUGGGACACAGGCGCCCUAGAGCAGAUGGUUAUAUUUGACAUGUCGCUGGAAAGACUAGCACAAAGGGAAUACCGAUUCUUCUUCAUGCAGGACGCGAGCGCCAGAAAACGCAAAUACGCACCGUUUGCCCCGCCCACUGAAGACGACAUCCAAGUCUGGAAACGGGAAUUCCAGAAGGCUGGAAAUGAAUGUCAACGGAUUGUCAGGGCGAGAUUUGGCAUUCUACAGGCAUACAAGAUACCCAUGAUCGAGCUUUGGGAUUACGAGAGUCUGUAUAAACGUCUGUGGUCGUCGAACUAUCUUAGGGUAAAGUGUAUCGAGCGGGCCUCGAGUGCCACUGUUGUCUUUAUCAUCGGCGAGGAGACCUCGGGGCUGUUGAUGUAA